Molecule: messenger RNA, 774 nt
Organism: Octodon degus (degu)
Lineage: Eukaryota; Metazoa; Chordata; Mammalia; Rodentia; Octodontidae
Product: kallikrein-4-like
Exons: 4
Coding region: 1-774 (257 amino acids)
Biological process (GO): extracellular matrix disassembly; amelogenesis; proteolysis
Molecular function (GO): serine-type endopeptidase activity
Source: RefSeq, a predicted model, not a curated record
AUGACUCCACCCACUCACAAGAUACACUGUGUCCUAGUCCUUCCCCCAGAAUCUGUGAAUUCCUCUGAAGAAACCAGCAGUGAGGUCUCAGAAGAGCUCCCCCCAGUCAGUGCAAAAAUCUCUGGUGGCGUUCUUUGCUCUCCGGACUCGCAGCCCUGGCAGGCAGCACUGUUCUACAACAACACUGUGAAUUGCUCCGGAGCUCUGAUUCAUCCCCAGUGGGUGCUGACAGCUGCGCACUGCUGGAGACCAUCCUUCACCAUUGGUUUUGGCCUGGAAAGCAUUUCCCCUCCGUAUUCACCAUGCAUCCAGAUGAUUAAGGCUAACUUCUCUGUGCAACACCCAAAUUUUAGCAUGACUUCAGAGCCCUAUGAUAUCAUGCUCAUCAAGUUGAGCAAACCAGUUGUGCAAACAGACACUGUCCGGACCAUCCCCAUCGCCUCUAAAUGUCCAAAAGCAGGAAUGAAAUGCUUGGUCUCCGGCUGGGUCCAACAGAAUGAUAAACUAAGGUGUGUGAUUGUUCGAUUUCGAAAGAAAAAUGUCUGCAAAAAAGUGUAUGGAGACUUGCUUCACCGUACUAUGAUCUGCGCUGGUGGAGAUGGCAUCAGAGAUUCUUGUGGGGGAGACUCUGGAGGCCCCCUGGUCUGCAAAGGCGUUCUGCAGGGCAUCGUGUCCUGGGGAUUCCCUCCCUGCGGGCAACCUGGAAUCCCAAGCAUCUACACCAAUGUCUGCAAAUUCACAAAGUGGAUAGAGAAAACUAUCCAGGAGAACUAA